Anopheles coustani is the source of this 1008-nucleotide messenger RNA. RefSeq lists its product as uncharacterized. NCBI's taxonomy places the organism in Eukaryota, Metazoa, Arthropoda, Insecta, Diptera, Culicidae. The coding region runs from base 1 to 1008 and encodes 335 amino acids. The transcript has 3 exons. The record is from RefSeq and is a predicted model, not a curated record.
AUGGAUAUUGAAGAGGCUGACGAAGGUGAUAUUAUUGAAUCAUCGCAAAUUCCCAACCUGCGUGAAAAUGUGCGUAAACGGAGAAUAUUUUACGGGCAACCACCUAAGGCUGAGAAAAUAGCCUGUACGAAGCGCAAAAAAAUUAACAAAAAGAGGCAGCAAAACAAUGCGACCGUUUCACAGUGUAUGCAGCGGGAGUGGAAAAGUCCACGUGGUAGCAAGCGUCCCGAUCAGAUUAAACCUGCCGAAGGCGCGGAGGAGUUUAUCAAAUUCACUACCCAGCAGGACGAGGGACAAUCCAUCGGCUACUGUCCUUCGGUGAGUUUGUUCGAAAAACAAAAGGAUAUUGUCCAACGUUACAUGUUUAGCGAGACAAUCGAAGCGCAACAAGAGGAAAUGUUGGAGCAAGUAUUGGAAGGAUUUCGCACAAGUUACGAGCAAGCGACGGCAAGGAUCGUGGAUAGUUCACCGGUACCGACUGCGAUGAUAAAUAUGUCACCUAAGGUGGUUGAAGAUGGUCAUCGCUUGGAACCCAAUACACUCCCGAUAGAUAUGGAGAUUUGUAGUGAACCUCCUGCUCUAUUUAGUCAAUUACCUAGUAAAGCAAUUGUCGAAAGACAUGUACCACCAGAAUCUGCUCAACUGGAACCCAUCAUCAACAUUAUAGAAAUGGAACCUGUUAUGCAUCUUACUGCAUUACCAAAGGAACGUAAGGUUGAAAGACAUAAACCACCGGUGCCUGCUGAAGAACCCACUCGAGGGCAUUUUUUCUGUAACGUCGGUGUUCAGCACUGUCCCGUGGGUUCGUUCGACAUGACGAACUACAAUAUUAUGAUGCUUGCGCGCCUAGUUGGUAUCAACCCGAACAGCCUUUACACUAAAAUACGGCAAAUGAUACGCGCUUCCGAUACGCGGAUGCUUUGGCAGCCUCGCAAUUUAUCGCAAGUGUUCACCGAGAAUGAUCCGUACUACGCUAAUCUCGAUUAUUUCAUGAGCCCUCGGCUGUAA